Messenger RNA from Prosopis cineraria, 772 nucleotides. RefSeq names its product 60S ribosomal protein L32-1. Gene Ontology annotation, biological process: translation. The record is from RefSeq and is a predicted model, not a curated record. NCBI's taxonomy places the organism in Eukaryota, Viridiplantae, Streptophyta, Magnoliopsida, Fabales, Fabaceae. The transcript has 4 exons. Gene Ontology annotation, cellular component: cytosolic large ribosomal subunit; ribosome. Gene Ontology annotation, molecular function: structural constituent of ribosome. Bases 148 to 549 code for a protein of 133 amino acids.
CCCAAACCGAAUUUCUAUUUGCUUCAACAACAUUCAUCUUCGAAAAGCCGAUUCAUAUAUAUUUGGAAACCCUAACACGCUCGCCCGUCGUCCCCUGGCCACUUCCCAAGUUCGUGGCUGAGGCUCUGCGGUGCAAGCAGAGACAAAAUGGCAGUACCUUUGCUUAGCAAGAAGAUUGUCAAGAAGCGUGUCAAAAAGUUCAAGAGGCCUCAAAGUGACAGGAAAAUCUCUGUCAAGCCAAACUGGCGAAGGCCAAAGGGUAUUGAUUCCCGUGUGAGAAGAAAGUUUAAAGGAUGCACAUUGAUGCCAAAUAUUGGUUAUGGUUCAGACAAGAAGACCCGCCACUAUCUCCCCAAUGGCUUCAAGAAAUUUGUUGUGCACAAUGUCAAGGAACUGGAACUCCUGAUGAUGCACAACAGGACUUAUUGUGCGGAGAUAGCGCACAACGUGUCAACUCGUAAGAGGAAGGAGAUCGUGGAGCGUGCAGCUCAGUUGGAUGUUGUUGUUACCAACAGACUGGCCAGGCUGCGUAGCCAGGAGGACGAGUAAAUUGCUGAAGCUUGUGUUGGAAUUAGUUUUGCUUAUUCUGGUUAUGCAAUUUCUGAACCAGAUAGGAAAUCCUAUUCAGAUUGAAUGUUCUAUUUUCUGUGGUUGGAUUUUGGUAGUUUGGACUAAAGAAUUGUGCAUGUAUGCUCUGUUUCGCUCGUCAUUUUGUUGGAUGAAGCUUCUACAGUUUUGGCUUUGUGGAAAUACUAUGAAUCAAUUUGAGAUA